UGCCUCUUCAUUUCUCUUACUUACUCUGCAACUUCACAUUGCCAUUUGCUAAUAUAUAAUUCUCUGUUUCAAUAUUUCUUUAGCAAUUUAAUUCUUCUUCUUCCUUAAAGUUUUUUCUUUUCUUGGUUCUCUUUGUUUUCAAAGAUUUCUAGUCUUUCCAAGAUUCAAGAAACAUGGAUGUUUUUCACUUCUUGUUUGGUAUUUUUGGAAAUGCUACUGCUCUCUUCCUCUUUCUUGCUCCAACGAUUACAUUCAAGAGAAUCAUAAGGAGUAAAUCAACAGAGCAGUUCUCAGGUAUUCCGUACGUGAUGACCUUGCUCAACUGUCUCCUCUCUGCCUGGUAUGGACUACCAUUUGUGUCAAAGAACAAUCUGUUAGUGUCAACAAUAAAUGGAACAGGAGCAGUAAUAGAAACAAUUUAUGUGUUAGUGUUCAUAAUCUAUGCAACAAAGAAGGAGAAAGCCAAAAUUACAGGCUUAUUCCUACUUGUUCUUGCAAUUUUUGCUACUGUGGCUCUUGUUUCCGUGUUUGCUCUCCAUGGCAACACAAGAAAGCUUUUUUGUGGGUUUGCUGCCACCAUUUUCUCCAUCAUUAUGUAUGCUUCACCUCUCUCCAUCAUUAGGCUGGUGAUUAAGACAAAAAGUGUGGAGUUUAUGCCAUUUUUCUUGUCACUAUUUGUUUUCCUCUGUGGUACUUCUUGGUUCAUCUAUGGUCUUCUCGGCCGUGACCCCUUUAUUGCUGUACCAAAUGGGUUUGGGUGUGGACUAGGGACAUUACAGUUGAUCUUAUACUUCAUUUACCGGAAGAGCAAGAAACCCACAUCGCAAAAUAUGGAACUGGGUUCAGCAGAAAAGCCACAUAAAGAGAAGCAAUUGGUGGCAAAUGGGUCGGUAGAUGAACAAGUUUAGACCCGAAUACAAACUUGUAUUGAACCGAAAUGGGUUAUAAAACAAAACUUUGUUACUGCAAAGUUGAAUUGGGCUUCCAAGUGUUUGUUUCCAAGUUUUAUUGUUCUAUGUUGUUUCGAUUUGCUACCAAAUGAUAAAAUGCAAAUUUUAGGUAAUGGACUAAAGUGUAUAAAACCAAAAAGUAUUGGUAGGAUUUUUCGUUUUGUGAUGAGAAUAUUUUUUUACUUA
This is a messenger RNA of Mercurialis annua (annual mercury), 1136 nucleotides long. RefSeq names its product bidirectional sugar transporter SWEET1. Gene Ontology annotation, cellular component: membrane. Gene Ontology annotation, biological process: carbohydrate transport. The transcript is spliced from 6 exons. Lineage: Eukaryota; Viridiplantae; Streptophyta; Magnoliopsida; Malpighiales; Euphorbiaceae. The record is from RefSeq and is a predicted model, not a curated record. The coding region runs from base 174 to 908 and encodes 244 amino acids. Gene Ontology annotation, molecular function: sugar transmembrane transporter activity.